Molecule: messenger RNA, 1140 nt
Organism: Abrus precatorius (Indian licorice)
Lineage: Eukaryota; Viridiplantae; Streptophyta; Magnoliopsida; Fabales; Fabaceae
Product: 2-Cys peroxiredoxin BAS1, chloroplastic-like
Exons: 7
Coding region: 84-881 (265 amino acids)
Biological process (GO): response to oxidative stress; cellular response to stress; cell redox homeostasis
Molecular function (GO): thioredoxin peroxidase activity
Source: RefSeq, a predicted model, not a curated record
AUUGUCUGAUACGAUCUCUAUCUUCUAUUUGUUGUCUUUGUUCUGUACCUCACACUCACACACUCACUUACUCAAACACACUCAUGGCUUGCUCAGUUCCCUCUGCUUCUCUCAUCUCGUCCAACCCUAACAUCCUUUUCUCUCCCAAAUUCCCUUCUUCCCUUUCUUCCCUCUCCAUUCCCAAUUCCUCUAACUCUCUUUGCAAACCUUUACGCACUUCUCUCCCUCCCUCUGUUUCUCUCACCCGCCCUUCUCAUUCUCUUCGCAGCUUCGUUGUCAGGGCUUCCCGUGAACUUCCAUUAGUUGGGAAUACAGCACCGGAUUUUGAAGCAGAGGCUGUUUUUGAUCAGGAGUUUAUCAAGGUCAAACUAUCUGAAUAUAUUGGGAAGAAGUAUGUUAUCCUCUUUUUCUACCCAUUGGACUUCACAUUUGUUUGUCCAACAGAGAUUACUGCUUUCAGUGACCGGUAUGCAGAGUUUGAGAAACUAAAUACGGAGGUAUUGGGUGUUUCAGUUGACAGUGUGUUUUCGCACCUUGCAUGGGUUCAAACAGAUAGAAAGUCUGGUGGUCUUGGCGACUUGAAGUAUCCUUUGAUUUCUGAUAUCACCAAAUCCAUAUCAAAAUCUUAUGAUGUUCUCAUUCCUGAUCAGGGGAUUGCGCUGAGAGGUUUGUUCAUUAUUGACAAGGAAGGGGUUAUUCAGCAUUCUACCAUUAACAACCUGGCUAUUGGUAGAAGUGUUGAUGAGACAUUGAGAACACUUCAGGCCUUGCAAUAUGUGCAGGAGAACCCAGAUGAAGUUUGCCCUGCUGGGUGGAAACCUGGUGAGAAGUCCAUGAAACCAGACCCUAAACUUAGCAAAGAGUACUUCGCUGCGAUUUAGGGAGGACGAUAGUUAAGAGUAGCAAAUGCUCAUUUGUAUCAAUUAAGGGUGUAAAAAAGAUCUUGUAUAAUGUGAUUCGAGUUUUUUGAAAUUAUUGAGUGGCAGGGCCUGGUUAAUAGUUAUAAUUGCAUACCGCUUUACCUGAUUGGUUUUUGGAACAAAUUAUGCAUUAAUUUUACCAUUUCUUCAUUUAUGAUGUAUAUCACGAUUGUUUAUGGACAAUACAUUAAUAAUGGAGAUAUAAACAGUCGUACUUAUG